CAUCUCAGGUGUAUGAUCUAAAGAGGCGAGUAAAUAAGAUGAAACAAUCGGGAGAACCAAUUGAAAAAUACUACAAUGAUCUCCAAGGCUUAUGGAGGGAGAUUGACUUUCGUCGUCCAAACCCGAUGAAUUGUGUUCAUGAUAUACAAAAAUACAACACUCUCUUGCAAGAGGAUCGGGUGUACACCUUUCUUGAUGGAUUAGAUGACAGGCUUGAUAAAAUCAGGAGUGAUGUGUUGCAACUGAAACCAUUUCCAACUGUAGAACAGGCGUAUGCCCAUGUCCGGAGGGAAGACAUAAGGCAGGCCGUGAUGCUGUCCAACAGAGGAAAUAUUCCAGAUGCUGCUGCAAUGAUCUCUAGAGGUAUGAGAACUGGUUCACAAAACAAAUUUACAUUGCAGGUAGCCAAGACUGGAAACUCCUCUUCACAUGGGGGGAAAUUUAAUCCUGCAAAAACUAAGGGCCAUGUAGAAGGAGGAAACGAUGGAUGCUCUCACUGUGGGAACUUGAAACACACCCGUGAGACAUGUUUUAAAAUACAUGGCUACCCCGAAUGGUGGACAGAACUCAAGGCACGAAAACAAAAAGAAGCUGCUGGUGGAACUGGAAGAGCAGCCAUGGUUAAUUCAGCCCCUAUAAAUCCAGAAGCCACCCUUUCACUCGUCCCACUUGUUGAAUCAAAGGAGGACAAGGCAGCCUCUCUCGGUAAUCCAGGAUAUUCUCACGAAGGAGAUCAUUGGGCGUGGUACUAAAAGAGAGGGGUUAUACUACAUGGACGACUUCAGUUUCGGCAAAGUCAAUACCAUGAGUCGCACAUCUAGCGCACGCGAAGAACAGAUUUGGUUAUGGC
Molecule: messenger RNA, 850 nt
Organism: Populus trichocarpa (black cottonwood)
Lineage: Eukaryota; Viridiplantae; Streptophyta; Magnoliopsida; Malpighiales; Salicaceae
Exons: 2
Coding region: 39-752 (237 amino acids)
Source: RefSeq, a predicted model, not a curated record